This is a messenger RNA of Epinephelus fuscoguttatus (brown-marbled grouper), 7190 nucleotides long. RefSeq names its product titin-like. The transcript has 4 exons. The coding region runs from base 122 to 6553 and encodes 2143 amino acids. NCBI's taxonomy places the organism in Eukaryota, Metazoa, Chordata, Actinopteri, Perciformes, Serranidae. Gene Ontology annotation, molecular function: protein binding. The record is from RefSeq and is a predicted model, not a curated record.
UGAAUCUCUGCCACACAGUUUGGGGGCUCAUCACAGUCGAUGCUACUGAUUACCUGAACUAGCUGGAUUUUGAAUUUUCAUCUCAUUUCUUAUACAUAAAUAAAGACAAGUGAGAGGAACAAUGGAGGCCAGCAACAACAAAGCGGGGAAGAAAGCAGAAGACACAUCUCACACUCUAAAUAUAAAUGUGACACCUCACGCAGAGCUCACAGCAAACAAUACCCAGCCACCCCUCACAGCCAAUGUCCACGGUCAGGCUGCUCCUGCUGCAGAGAGCGCAGAACACCACCCUGGGGUCCAGCCUGGCCCUGUCACAGAUAAGGAAAAGGCUAUUAAGCCAGAGCUCCAGAUAACUUUUGGCACAUUUACUGUCAAGAAUGGGGAAGAUCUGAAAGUAGAGAUCCCAGUGACUGGACACCCAGCACCAAAGAUUGAAUGGAAAAAAGAUGCUCAGCCAGUCAAAGAGACAUCAAGGUUAGAAGUGUCAAAUACAUCACCAUUAACAGUUCUUCAUAUCAGACAUGCUGCCAGGGAGCACUCUGGUCAAUACUCCAUCACGGCAAGCAACAGCGCUGGAAAAUAUACAGGAGAAAUCACUGUGGUUGUUCUCGAAAAGCCCGACCCACCCACAGGGCCUGUGAAGAUUGAUGAGAUCAGUUCUGACUAUGUUACCAUCUCCUGGGGGGCGCCAGAAUACACAGGAGGCUGUCAGCUAGACAACUAUGUAGUAGAGAAACGGGACGUUUUAAGUACAGACUGGCAGACUGUGUCGGCAACGACAGUAAGAACCACAAUCAAAGUCACCAAACUGAAGACAGGAAAUGAAUAUCAAUUCAGAGUGUUUGCAGAAAAUAGGUAUGGAAAGAGUACUGCAAUCACCUCUCCUAUUGUGGUUGCACAAUAUCCUUUCAGUGUGCCAACAGCUCCUGGCACCCCCUUCGUGUCCUCAGUGACAAAGUACAGCAUGGUGGUUGAAUGGGAGCCUCCAGCUAAAGAUGGAGGCAGCCCCAUCACUGGCUAUCACCUUGAGCGCAAAGAGAAGAACAGCAUUUUAUGGACCAAGCUGAACAAACUUGUCCUACCUGAUGCUCGCUUCAAAGCAAGUGGACUGGAGGAAGGCAUUGAGUAUGAAUUCAGAGUCAUUGCUGAGAAUAUUGCAGGACUCAGCCCACCUAGCAAGAUAUCUGAAAGCUAUGUGGCACGAGACCGCUGUGAUCCACCUGGUAAACCUGAAGCUGUUGUCAUCACUAGAGACAACAUCACACUUCAGUGGGCAAAACCUAAGUAUGACGGAGGAAGCACAAUUACAGGCUACGUUGUUGAAAAGAAGGAGCUCCCAGAUGGCAGAUGGAUGAAGGCAAACUUCACCAAUGUUAUUGAGACUGAGUUCACAGUCACAGGUCUGACAGGAGGUCAAGGUUACGAGUUUAGAGUAACUGCUAAGAACGGUGCUGGCGUCUGGAGCACACCCUCAGAAAGCGUAAUCAUCAUCGCUCAGGAUGUCAUUGAAGGACCCAAAGCGUUCAUGGAUCCUAAAUUCAAGAGUGCUACCAUUGUUCAGGCUGGUGAGACAUUCGUUAUUGAUGCUGAUUACUCUGGGAAGCCCCUUCCUGCAAUAAUAUGGCUGAAGGAUGGAAAAGAAAUUGACAAAGCUACGCCAAGAAUGGAGAUCAAAAACACCCUCACUCAUACGACUCUUACCGUCAGGGACUGUGCUCGAGUGGAUGGGGGGCGCUUUGUCUUGAACCUCAGUAACGUUGGUGGAACUACAUCUGUCUCAGCUAAUGUGAAGGUCCUGGAUCGACCUGGUCCUCCAGACGGACCUUUGAAGGUGAAAGCUGUCAGUGCAGAGAAGUGUAAUCUUCACUGGAACCCUCCUUUAAAUGAUGGUGGUGCCAGUGUUACUCACUACAUCGUUGAAAAAAGGGAGACCAGCCGUGUUACAUGGACAGGGGUUGAGUCUCAAGUUGAAGCUGUCAGCUACAAAGUGACAAAACUGGUGCAGGGGAAAGAGUAUAUAUUCAGAAUAGCUGCUGUGAAUAAAUUUGGUGUUGGUGAAUUCCUGGAAUCAGACCCAUUCAUUGCACAGAACCCUUUUAAAACACCUAGUGCACCUUCAACCCCUACAGCCAGCGCUGUGACUGGUGACUCUGUCGUGCUAUCAUGGGAAAGACCCGAGAGUGAUGGAGGCUCAGAGAUUGAAGGCUACAUCCUGGAGAAAUGUGACAAAGAGGGUGUCAGGUGGACCAAAUGCAACAAGAGAAGACUAAAUGACUUGCGAUUCCGAUGCACAGGGCUCACUGAGGGACAUUACUAUCAGUUUAGAGUAAUGGCAGAGAAUGCUGGUGGUGUGGGUGCACCCAGUGAGCCAAGUGAAUUUAUAAAAAUAUGUGAAGCUACUUACCCACCUGGUCCCCCCACCAACCCCAAAGUGACAGACUAUUCUGGCAGUACUGUGUCUCUGACCUGGUCAAGGCCCAUCUAUGAUGGAGGAGCAGGCAUCAGUGGAUUUGUAGUUGAGAUGAAAGAAGAAGCAGAAGACGAGUGGACUGCAUGUACACCAAGCACAGGUGUAGAGGACACAAGCUACACUGUGAAGAGACUGAGAGAAAAUGCAAAGUACAAUUUUCGUAUCCGUGCGAUGAACGUUGCUGGAGUUGGAGAGCAUGUGGAUCUACCUGAGACUGUGGUAGCUGCUGAAAAACUGGAGGCACCUGAGAUCGAGUUGGACUCUACCUUGAGGAAGAUUGUCAGUGUUCGGGCCUGCUCCACGUUACGUCUCCUUGUCACCAUCAGAGGAAGGCCAAAGCCUGAGGUUAAAUGGUCAAAGGAAGGCGGCGCUGUCAGUGAGCGUGCUCAAAUUGAAGUAACAAGCUCCCAUACAGAGUUAGUGAUCGAGAAUGUCAAUAGAAGUCACACAGGAAAGUAUGUGUUGACUGCUGAGAACUGCAGAGGCACUAAAUCAGCAUUCAUUAAUGUCAGAGUGUUGGACUCUCCCAGUGCACCAACCAACUUAGAGGUAAAGGAUGUGAAGAGGGACUCUGUGUCCAUCACUUGGGAGGCACCUCUCAUCGACGGGGGAGCAAAGAUUUCCCACUACAUUGUAGAAAAGCGAGAGGAGGCCAGAAAAGCAUUCACAAGUGUCUGUAGCAACUGUGUGAGAAACUCAUACAAGAUUGACAAUCUCCAGGAAGGGAGCUUCUAUUAUUUCCGUGUCCUUGCCGUGAAUGAGUUUGGCACUGGACUGCCAGCAGAGAUCUCUGAGCCUGUUAAAGUGUCGGAGGCUCCUCUGCCUCCUGGCAAAAUCACAGUCAGUGAUGUUACUUCCAAUAGUGCAAGACUCUUUUGGGAGAAGCCUGGCCAUGAUGGAGGGAGCAAAAUCACUUGUUAUAUGGUAGAAAUGCAGGCCAAGGGAGAUGAUACGUGGGCAUUGUGUUCACAGAGUAAAGCACCGGAAGUGACUAUUAAUGGGCUGGAAAAAGGACAGGAGUAUUUCUUUAGAGUUACUGCUGUGAACGAAAAGGGAAAAAGUGAACCAAAGUCCCUUUUGACACCUGUUACAGUAAAGGAUACCAACGCUGAGCCUGUUAUUAAUUUGCUGUCCAACACAUUCACUGUAAAGGCAGGAAAUGAUUUAAAGAUCGACGUUCCAUUCAAGGGUGUGCCACCGCCAACAGCAGCCUGGAAGAAAGAUGGUAACUUGCUGAAAGAGACAAGCAGAGUAAAUGUGCACACAUCUGACACAUCGUCUCAGAUCAUUAUCAAAGAUGCAACCAGAUCAGAUGUUGGCAUGUAUGAGGUGACCCUGGCCAACUCAUCUGGAACUACAUCCGCUGAAAUCUUUGUUAAUGUAUUUGAAAGACCUGGACCACCAAGUGAGCUCAGAGUGGAUGAAGUGAGUGCUGACUUUAUGUCAUUGUCAUGGCAGCCCCCUCACUACACUGGCGGCUGUCAAAUCAGUAAUUACGUUGUUGAGAAGAGAGAUACAGGCAGCACAAUAUGGCAGACUGUGUCAGCUACAGUUGCCAGGACAUCAAUCAAGAUUUCCCGUCUGACACAGGGCACUGAAUAUCAGUUUCGUGUUGCUGCAGAAAAUCGCUACGGCAAAAGCCAGUUUGUUGAGUCUGAGCAUGUCGUUGCCCAGUAUCCCUUUAAGCCCCCUGGUCCACCAACUAAUCUCCAUGUUGUCAGUGCCUCAAAGUCCGUUGUGGUGGUUGCAUGGAGCAAGCCAGACAGUGAUGGUGGCAGCCCUGUCAUUGGUUAUCAUAUUGAAUGCAAAGAUCAGAGCAGUAUUUUGUGGACAAAGUUAAACAGAAGCCCAGUGACUGAGAACCAGUUUAAGGUAACAAGUGUUGAAGAAGGUCUGAUAUAUGAGUUUCGGGUGUGUGCUGAGAAUAUAGCCGGUGUUGGACCAUGCAGUAAGGCAUCUGAGCCUGUGGCAGCAAGAGACCAGUGCGAUCCCCCACACAACCUCACAGUCACCAAUAUAACUAACAGCUCAGUUUCCCUGUCCUGGGACAAACCAGAAUAUGAUGGCGGGGCUAAAAUAACUGGGUACAUUGUUGAGCGUAAGGAGCUGCCAGAGAGUUGCUGGCUUAAGUGCAACUUCACCAACUUAUUGGACACCUUCUUGGAAGUGACUGGCCUCACAGAGGGAGAACAGUAUGAUUUUCGUGUGACUGCAAAGAAUGCAGCCGAGAACUUCAGUGCGCCCUCUGAAACCACCGGACCUGUUACAGUGCAGCAUGAUGUGGAGCCACCCAAAAUUAUCUUGGAGGACAAAUUUAGACAGGCGGUGGUUGUCAAAGCAGGAGACCUCCUAAGAAUAGAUGCUGACAUCUCUGGCCGCCCUAACCCCACAGUGUUUUGGUUGAAGAAUGGUAGAAAUAUCGGAAGCAAGGGAAGGGUUGAGGUAACUGCAACAAAGACGCAUACCUCUCUUCUUAUCAGAGAAAGUGUUAGGAAAGACUCUGGACAGUAUACUCUGACCCUACAGAGUACAGGGGGUGUGACAUCCAGGACUAUCACCUGCAAGGUCCUGGACAGGCCAGGCCCACCUGCUGGACCUCUGGAAGUGUCUGGACUCUCAGCAGAGAAAUGCACCCUGUCAUGGGGACCCCCUCAUGAGACUGGCGGUGCCGAGAUCAUGCACUACAUUGUUGAAAAGUGUGAAACCAGCCGUGUAGCCUGGACCCUUAUGUACGGUGACAUGAUGGCAACUACCUGCAAAAUUACAAAGCUACUCAAAGGAAACGAAUACCUGUUUAGGGUGAAGGCAGUAAACAAAUAUGGGGAAGGUGAGACUUUGGAAAGUGAGCCCAUCAAGGCCGUCGAUCCCUUUACUAUCCCAUCCCCCCCGACUGAUGUUGAGGUCACAAGUGCAACCAGCGAGGCCAUGACUAUCUGCUGGAAGAGACCUGCCUCUGAUGGUGGCAGCCGAAUCAGUGGUUACAUCGUUGAGAGAAGGGAGAAGCUGGGUGUCCGAUGGGUUUGUAUUAACAAGAAGCCUGUCUAUGACCUACGAUUCAAAGCUAGCGGGCUGCAUGUGGGGUGUGAGUAUGAAUUCAGAGUCUUUGCUGAGAACGCUGCUGGGCUAAGUGAACCCAGUCUCCCCUGCCCACUCACUCUGGCUGAGGAUCCAAAGUUUCUCCCUUCCCCUCCUGCAAAACCAACCGUCAUCGAUUCAUCCAGGACUGCCAUCACACUGUCAUGGAACAAGCCGCUGUUUGAUGGUGGAGCAGCAGUUACAGGAUACAAGGUUGAAUACAAAACACCAGCAGAAGAAGAGUGGACUGUUGGUGUUCAUAACACAGACAGAACAGAGUUUACAGUAACUGGCCUCACAUCAGGGACGGCAUAUGUUUUUACUGUCAGAUCCAUAAACAAGAUUGGCAUCAGCGAGCCAAGUCCUGAGACAGAUCCUGAAGUGGCUGUGGAUAGAGAGGAGGAGCCCAGGUUUGAUAUUAGCCCAGAUAUGAGGAAGACCCUGCUUGUUAAAGAUGGCAGCUCCUUCACUUUGACUGUGCCUUUCACAGGCAAACCUGUUCCUAAUGUGACAUGGGAAAAAGCAGAUGUAGAUCUGAGGAUCAGAGGACUGAUCAACACCAGCAGCUCUGUCACCUCUAUCACAGUGGAAGGGGCAACUCGUGAUGACUCUGGCAAAUACAUUGUCAAAUUUCAAAACGUUGCUGGAUCUGCCUCUUUGACACUGAGUGUGAGGGUUUUGGAUUCACCUGGUCCGCCAGCACAGAUCAGAGUGAAAGAUGUGACCAAGAGCUCUGCCACCGUUACCUGGGACAUCCCUGAGAAUGAGGGAGGAGGCCCUGUCAAGAGCUACCUUGUAGAUAUACGGGACCUCAGCAGGAAGGGGUGGACGAGACUCACAGACAAAUGCCGCCGACUGUCCUACAAGGUGUCUGACCUGGAGGAGGGAGGAAUUUACUUCUUUAGAAUCACUGGUGUGAAUGAGUACGGGACCGGUGUUCCAGCUGAGACCAAGGAGGGAACAAAAAUGAUAGAUACAACAGACUGGGAGACAAAUCAAGGAGCUUAGCCAGGACUGAAGUAAACUUCUCCUGAUCAUCCUGUCAAGAUCCUCUUCUUCAUCCAGUGUUGUUCAGAAAAAUCAGUUAGCAAAUACUCUGUGAAUUAAUGCAUUACCAGAAGCUGUGGCUUUGUAGAUAUAUGAUCACAUAUCUUUUUUUAUAUGUUUGUAUACUAGUAAGCCUUUUUAACAGUAGAUUUUAUUAACAUGCAUCAAAGUCCUGAUUUUGUUUGGUUAUGGUUAUAACAACAAAAACAUGAUCUAUUAUAAAAUGAAGAUGUUUGUAAUAGUUGUUAGAGUUUGACUUUGUAUUUGUUAAGGGAAAUGACAUACUAUUAAAAAAUAUCUAGCAAAAUAGAAACACAUUUGUUUUAAUUUUGCAAGUUAUAUAUUAUUAACUCCGGAUGGCAUCAAGACAUUGCAAAGAAAACAAAUGAGACAACAUAUAUAGAAAGAAUUACUGUUGUAGGCCUGCUGUAAAUUUAAGGUAGAAGGCUGGAACUUCCCUUAUGUAUUUUCAUUUUGUAUGUAGUACAGGCUAAGAGGCACAAUUCAUUUCUAUUUAGAGACAUAACACACUAACUGGAUCUUCUGCAAAAAUUAAACAAAAUAACCCUGUUAAAAUAAAGUUUUAAAAUCAACAUUA